Messenger RNA from Telopea speciosissima, 1210 nucleotides. RefSeq names its product CYP enzymes assisting alcohol dehydrogenase-like. Lineage: Eukaryota; Viridiplantae; Streptophyta; Magnoliopsida; Proteales; Proteaceae. The transcript is spliced from 7 exons. Gene Ontology annotation, biological process: formaldehyde catabolic process. Gene Ontology annotation, molecular function: zinc ion binding; S-(hydroxymethyl)glutathione dehydrogenase [NAD(P)+] activity. Gene Ontology annotation, cellular component: cytosol. The coding region runs from base 22 to 1203 and encodes 393 amino acids. The record is from RefSeq and is a predicted model, not a curated record.
CUAUUUACAGCUUUGCAGACAAUGAGUUCUGGCCAUGGCUGUUCCCAAUCGAUGUCACGGAGCAGCAGCACACAGGCAAUAACAUGCAGAGCAGCUGCGGUGUGCUGGGGAGCAGAGGAGUUAUUGAGGAUGGAAGAGAUCGAAGUCGAGGCACCUCGAUUAUCGGAGGUUCGUCUCAAGAUGCUGUUUGCCAGUGUCUGCCACACCGACCUGCUACGCUGGAAAGGGCUCCCUCUUGCAUUUUUCCCCAUAGUGCUUGGUCAUGAAGGUGUUGGCAUUGUGGAAAGCAUUGGUGAAGGGGUCACAAAGGUGAAAGAAGGGGACCUUGUAAUUCCUACAUUCAUAGGAGAAUGCCAGGAAUGCAGGAACUGUCUUUCAGGAAAGACCAACAUAUGCCAAAACUACCCAACACAUCGCCACGGCCUCAUGCCUGAUCAGUCAUCAAGAAUGUAUGUAAGGGGGCAAAGACUUUUCCAUAUUUUUACCUGCUCAACGUGGUCAGAAUACACAGUUGUGAACGUUAACUAUGUUACAAAAAUCGAUCCAAGGGUUCCUCUCCCACAUGCCAGUCUCAUCUCAUGUGGGUUCUCAACCGGUUUUGGUGCAACAUGGAAGGAAGCCAAGAUUGAAAAGGGGUCAACUGUUGCUGUUUUUGGUCUUGGAGGAGUUGGAUUAGGGGUAAUUGUAGGUGCCCGAAUGAGAGGAGCUAGUAAAAUCAUCGGCGUAGAUUUAAAUGAGAGCAAGAAGGAGAAGGGGAAAGUUUUUGGAAUGACAGAUUUCAUAAAACCCGGCAGAUCCCACCAAUCCAUUUCACAGGAAAUUAAAGAGAUGACGAGAGGGGUGGGCGUGGACUACAGCUUUGAGUGCACUGGAGUUGCACCAUUGAUCAAUGAAGCCCUUGAAUCCACAGCAGCGGGAAGAGGAGUCACAAUCUCAUUUGGCGUUGGCGAAAAGGGGAUUGCUCCAAUCAGUCUCAAUGCCCUGAUAUCUGGUAGAACACUAAAGGGUUCAGUCUUUGGAGGGAUCAAACCCCAAACUGACUUUCCUACCAUUAUUGAGAAAUGCAUAAACAAGGAGCUCCAACUUGAUGCGCUUGUGUCUCAUGAAGUUCAACUGGAAGACAUAAAUCAAGCAUUUGAGUUACUGAAACAACCUGAUUGUCUUAAAGUUGUAAUCCAAGUAAAUAGGAGUCUGUCUUGUUGAUCAACAU